AUGUCGAGCCCUUGCACCUCCGUUUCUCGAGUUCUUCCGCGCGUUGGGGCGACGUGUGCGCGAUGUGGUGGGCUGAAGAAUGGCGGUGGCAGUCGGCCGGUAGCGCGGAGAUGGAUGAGCAGCAGUCAAGCCACAGCAAAGAGGCCCAAGACUGCCAUAUUCUUUCCUGGCCAGGGCGUACAGCGCGUCGGCAUGAUCACACCAUGGCUCGAAGCCUUCCCACGUACCGCGAAACCCAUCCUCGAAGAGAUCGACGAUACACUCAACCUGCCGCACACGCCGCUCACCAAGAUCAUUGAGUCUGGCACCAAUGCCGAGCUUACGUAUACCGAGAACGCACAGCCGGCGAUUAUGGCAACGAGUAUAUUGAUCCUGCGCAUCCUCGAGCAAGAGUUUGGGUUCAAGACAGCUGAGCGCGUCGACAUCACACUGGGCCACUCACUAGGCGAGUUCGCUGCCCUGGUAGCUGGCGGAUACCUCACCUUCCAAGACGCGCUGAAGAUGGUACGGCGUCGCGCAGAAGUCGCCAGCAAGUGCAGCAAGGAGGCCGUCGAAGCUGAAGGCGGCGAGUUCGGCAUGGUCGCUCUAGUCUGCGAAUCUGAAGAACACAUGACAGCGCUCGUAGCUGCGAUACACGAAUUCCUACGACUAGGUGGCUCGCGCUCAGACUCCAAUGACGACCUCCCAGCGGUGCAGCAAGUCCUCAUUGCGAACAUCAACUCGAAGAACCAGAUCGUGCUCAGCGGCAGCAUAGCCCGCAUCAACACGCUCCUCACGAACCUGCGCCAAUUCGGUGGCCACGAUCCGCGACACGUCCGCCUGAAAUCCGACACACCGUUCCACGGCCCGCUCAUGAAGCCCACAUACGAGACAGUCAAGCGCAUGCUCUACAAGCAGAAACCAGACGGGAGCGACAUCGUCACCUGGCCAGGCCUCAUGCCCUGCGUGUCGAACGUCACGGGGAAACCAUACGAGAGCAAAGACCAGCUGAAAGAUUUGCUAGCACGCAGCUGCAUCGAGACCGUACAGUGGUGGAAGAGCGUCAAGUACCUGCACGAAGAAGAGAAAGUGCGUCGCUACGUCGGCAUCGGGCCUGGCAAAGUAGGCAGAAACCUCGUUGGCAAGGAAGUCGGCAUGAAAGGCGCCGUCAAGGGCGGCGGCGUAUGGGCAAUCACCAGUCCAAAGGAUAUGGAAGAAGUUGUGCGCGCGCUUGACGAUACGGAAACCUGCGAAGACUGA
Macroventuria anomochaeta is the source of this 1239-nucleotide messenger RNA. Its product is annotated as malonyl-CoA-acyl carrier protein transacylase. The transcript is spliced from 2 exons. Gene Ontology annotation, molecular function: fatty acid synthase activity; [acyl-carrier-protein] S-malonyltransferase activity. NCBI's taxonomy places the organism in Eukaryota, Fungi, Ascomycota, Dothideomycetes, Pleosporales, Didymellaceae. Gene Ontology annotation, biological process: fatty acid biosynthetic process. The record is from RefSeq and is a predicted model, not a curated record. The coding region runs from base 1 to 1239 and encodes 412 amino acids. Gene Ontology annotation, cellular component: fatty acid synthase complex; mitochondrion.